AUGGGCAUAAUAGAGGAAAAGAGUUUGAAAGAUAUGGAAAUAAUUCAGCUGCCGAGAGAAGCGAAACGCCUCCACCGGAAUAUCGGCUUGAACAGCUUGAGUAAGCCGAGCAAAUCCAGAGUUACAAAAGCUUUAGAAACUCACUGGGCAGCGCAUUUAAGCGCAAAUUCCCUAAUCACCUUCAGUCUCCCCAGCAAGCGCCUUUUAAACCUCACGAGCUCAACAACUAGAACUUGCUUUAGACUCGCCUCUACUGCUAUUGGUGGUGUACUUGCUCUGCCAGGCACUGCUAUCGACGCCACUCGCAAAUAG
Molecule: messenger RNA, 312 nt
Organism: Wallemia ichthyophaga EXF-994
Lineage: Eukaryota; Fungi; Basidiomycota; Wallemiomycetes; Wallemiales; Wallemiaceae
Exons: 1
Coding region: 1-312 (103 amino acids)
Source: RefSeq, a predicted model, not a curated record